Molecule: messenger RNA, 1191 nt
Organism: Triticum turgidum subsp. durum (durum wheat)
Lineage: Eukaryota; Viridiplantae; Streptophyta; Magnoliopsida; Poales; Poaceae
Source: the annotation of a GenBank genome assembly
AUGCGCCGCCUACCUGCUGCUCCUCCCCGCCCACUUCUCCACCCGCACGUCUCCCCCGCGCUCGGAGUCCUGCAACAGCAUGGCCGAGUGGCGAUGGCAAGGACGAUCCCCGUAGUAUGCUGCUCCUACCUCCUACCAAAUCGCAGGACGCCCAGCCAGGGCGCUGAAUUCGAACCUCUACGAUCCAGAUCGACCGAUCGGGACCGGGGCUCCGCAAUGACCCGAGCGAAUCCCGAAGCGGCGAGCGGCGGCGAGGCGUCGCCGUCGCCGUCGCCGGAUGGCGGCAGGAACCCGUUCGCCCCGCUCGUCGAGCUGUGGCGCCGGACGAUGCAGCCUCUUGGGGACUACGGAUUCGGCAAGCGCAGCGUCUGGGAAGGCGGCGUGGGGCUCUUCAUGGUCUUCGGGGCGGCCCUGCUGGCGCUCGCGCUCGGCUGGCUCCGGGGGUUCCAGCUGCGCUCGCGCUUCCGCAAGUACAGCGCCGUGUUCGAGUUCAGCCAGGCGUGCGGGAUCUGCGUCGGCACGCCCCUCAGGAUACGCGGUGUCACCGUCGGGAGCGUCGUCCGCGUCGACUCUUCACUCAGGAGUAUUGAUGCCUAUGUUGAGGUUGAAGAUGAUGAAAUUAUUGUGCCCCGUAAUUCAUUGGUUGAGGUGAAUCAAUCUGGCCUCCUAAUGGAGACAAUGAUCGAUAUUACACCAAAAGAUCCACUCCCAACACCUUCAGUUGGUCCACUGGAGGCAGACUGUUCCAAAGAAGGCUUAAUCCUCUGUGACAAAGAGAGAAUGAAAGGACAACAAGGAGUAAGCUUAGAUGCAAUGGUGGGUAUAUUUACCCGUCUAGGAAGAGACAUGGAGGAAAUUGGUGUUCACAAAAGCUUCAAGUUGGCGGAAAAGAUUGAAGCAUUAGCUGAAGAAGUUCAACCUUUGCUCUCGGAGGUGCGUGAUAGUGAUCUUGUGAAGGAUGUGGAGACUAUAGCUAAAGGCCUGGCUGACGCAUCUGGUGAUUUAAGAAGGUUGAAAUCCUCCAUGCUUACCCCUGAGAACAGUGAUCUAAUCAAGCAGUCUAUAUUCACCCUUAUAUUUACUCUGAAGAACAUUGAGAGUAUUAGCUCGGACAUCUCUGGUUUCACCGGCGACGAGGCGACACGGCGGAACAUCAAGCUGCUGAUCAAGUCCCUCAGCAGACUAUUGUGA